AAUCAUUGAAUCCUCAUCCUUUCACAUGGCUUUUCCCCCUCAUGCUUUCAUGUUCCAACCCCAUGGAGAUCAUCACAAUGAUCACCUCCCUUCCCCUACUUCCCUCAAUUUCCUCCCUUCUUGUCCUCCUCAGCUUUUCCAUGGUGGUGGUCAUAGCGGCGGGGGAGGUGCACCGUUUAUGAUGAAGAGAUCAGUGUCAUUCUCGGGUGUGGACAAGUCGGAGGAAGGAGAUGAUGAAUUUUCCGAUGAUGGAUCACAUCUGGAGGAGAAGAAGAAGAGGCUGAACCUGGAACAAGUAAAGGCACUGGAGAAGAGUUUCGAGUUGGGCAACAAGCUUGAACCCGAGAGGAAAGUGCAGCUGGCUAAGGCCUUGGGGCUGCAACCGAGACAGAUUGCCAUUUGGUUCCAAAACAGGAGGGCUAGGUGGAAAACCAAGCAAUUGGAGAAAGAUUAUGAUGCCUUGAAGAAACAGUUUGAUGCUCUCAAGGCUGACAAUGAUGCCCUUCAAGCUCUAAACAAGAAACUUAAUGCUGAGUUGUUGGCUUUGAGAACCAAAUAUUCGAAUGAAAUCAUGAGCAUCAAGAAAGAAAACGAGGGUUCAUGGAGCCAUACCGGAAGCGAUAACAGUUGUGAUGUCAACUUGGAUAUCUCGAGAACGCCAUUGAUGAGCAGUAAGCAGCUUUUCCCAAGGCCAACAAGCAUGACUCACCUUCUCCAAGGCUCAUCAAGAGCAGACCUUCAAUGCCUAAAACUCGACCAAGUGGUUCAAGAGGAAAGCUUCUGCAAUAUGUUCAAUGGAGCCGAUGACCAGCAAGGGUUUUGGCCAUGGCCCGAGCACGAAAAUUUCCAUUGA
Messenger RNA from Hibiscus syriacus, 853 nucleotides. RefSeq names its product homeobox-leucine zipper protein HAT7-like. The record is from RefSeq and is a predicted model, not a curated record. NCBI's taxonomy places the organism in Eukaryota, Viridiplantae, Streptophyta, Magnoliopsida, Malvales, Malvaceae. The coding region runs from base 26 to 853 and encodes 275 amino acids. Gene Ontology annotation, cellular component: nucleus. Gene Ontology annotation, biological process: positive regulation of DNA-templated transcription. The transcript has 3 exons. Gene Ontology annotation, molecular function: DNA-binding transcription factor activity, RNA polymerase II-specific; sequence-specific DNA binding.